UCCCAUCGCUGCCGCGCACAUGUGUUUAUUUUCUUAUUAUUUGGAAAUUAAACAAAUCGUGUUCUUUGGAUUCUUUAGAAAGUAAAAAAUAAAAGAAAAAUGUUGCGAAGGCAAGCUCGACUUAGAAGAGAAUAUCUUUUUGAGAAGGCAAAGGAGACCAGAAGACACAAGAGUGAGGAAAAGAAACAAAAGCUGAUCAACAGUUUGACAAAUAACAAGACCAUACAUCCGAGUCUGCAACGAGAGGCUAUUGGCAUACAGGAGAAACUAAAAUAUAGUUUGGAUCAAGAAAAUCCCAAUGUUGACGAUGAGUAUCGUUAUGCCGGCAGUGAAGAUCCCAAAAUCAUGAUUACCACCUCCCAUGAACCAUCGGCCAGACUGAAAAUGUUUGUCAAAGAAUUGCGGCUCAUCUUCCCCAAUGCCCAACGCAUGAAUCGCGGUAAAUACGAACUUAAACAGCUGAUACAUGCCUGCCGGGCAAAUGAUGUGACCGACUUUAUCAUUGUCCAUGAACAUCGUGGUGUUCCCGACAGUUUGGUCAUAUGCCAUCUGCCCUACGGACCAACGGCAUUCUUUAACAUUUCCGGUGUGGUAAUGCGCCACGACAUACCCGAUAUUGGUCCGAUGAGCGAACAAAAACCUCAUUUAAUAUUUCAUAAUUUCAAAACAGAUUUGGGUAAACGUACAAUGACAAUAUUGAAACAUUUAUUCCCUGUACCAAAAGAGGAUUCGAAACGUGUCAUAACUUUUGCCAAUCAUGAUGAUUACAUUGCCUUCCGGCAUCAUACAUAUCAAUAUGUUAACAAAGAAUUGGAAAUGAAAGAAGUUGGACCGAGAUUUCAACUGAAAUUGUAUCAAAUCAAACUUGGCACAUUGGAUGAGAUACAAGCCGCCAAUACGGAAUGGGUAUUGAGGCCGUACAUGAAUACAUCGAUGAAGCGUAGAUUUUUGUCCGACGACGAUGGUUGGUGUCAAGAUGAGGUGGAAACGUAAAUGGAUUUUGUUUUACUAAAAAUCAGUAGUUAUUUUUUUAAAGGGAAAUAAAUAAUUGAUAGUUUUUAUAAAUAAGGUAAA
Molecule: messenger RNA, 1074 nt
Organism: Musca domestica (house fly)
Lineage: Eukaryota; Metazoa; Arthropoda; Insecta; Diptera; Muscidae
Product: U3 small nucleolar ribonucleoprotein protein IMP4
Exons: 2
Coding region: 100-993 (297 amino acids)
Biological process (GO): rRNA processing
Cellular component (GO): small-subunit processome; nucleolus; Mpp10 complex
Molecular function (GO): rRNA primary transcript binding; snoRNA binding
Source: RefSeq, a predicted model, not a curated record